CAGUUAAUUUUUCGGUGCGGUAGAAGAAUGUUCGCGUGAAAUUUGGGUGUGUGUGAAUCAAACAAUAAACAAAUUAGUCGGUGUUCGUUUUUUUGGAAUUACCCGUAAUAUGAAUGAUUCCGUCAAAGGGUAAAGAGUCAUGGACUCGAGCAGCUCCAAUCGCGGAUCGACCGGCCAGCUGUCCGGCGGCGGCGGCGGCGGCGGCGGAGGCGGCAUGCACCACUCGCUGUCGACACCGGCGGGCGUAGAUUGCGGCGGAGACGGCGGCAGGACGUCGCCGACCACCCCCAAGAAGGGCGGCAAGAUGCUGGCGAUCAGGGUGCAGAUGCUCGACGAUACCGUCACCAUAUUUCAAGUGCAGGCUAAAGCGUUAGGGAGAGUACUAUUCGAGCAAGUUUGCAAGCAGCUACAUUUACUAGAAGCGGACUAUUUCGGUUUAGAAUAUUGGGAUGAUCACAAUACGAGAUAUUGGCUGGACUUGCAAAAACCCAUUUCUCGGCAACUCGGUUUGUCCUUGGUGGAUCCUCUCCUGUAUUUCUGCGUCAAAUUCUACACGCCGGAUCCGGCCCAACUGGAAGAAGAAUACACCAGAUACCUGUUUUGUUUGCAGGUAAAACGGGAUUUGUCCCAAGGCGGCUUGCAAUGCAACGAAAACACCGCCGCCCUCAUGGCCAGCUACAUAGUUCAAGCGGAAUGCGGGGAUUACGUGGCCGAAGAUUAUCCGGAUCACACGUACUUGUCCAGUUACAAAUUCGUGCCGCAACAGGACCAAGAAAUGGAACGGAAGAUCAUGGAGAAUCACAAGAAACACGCGGGUCAGUCGCCGGCGGAGGCGGAUUUGAAUUUGCUGGAGACGGCGAGACGGUGCGAAUUGUACGGGGUCAAGAUGCACCCGGCGAAAGAUCACGAGAACGUGGCCUUGAAUCUGGCUGUUGCCCACAUGGGUCUCGUCGUGUUCCAGAAUUACACGAAGAUCAACACGUUUUCGUGGGCGAAAAUCCGGAAAAUAUCGUUCAAGCGGAAGCGAUUCCUCGUCAAAUUGCACCCGGAAGGCUACGGUUAUUAUAAAGAUACGGUGGAGUUUUUCUUUGAGGGAAGGAACGAAUGCAAAAACUUUUGGAAGAAAUGCGUGGAAAAUCACGGGUUCUUUCGAUGCGCUUCCGUAAAGCAUGUAUCCAGGCACAAAACAAGAGUAUUAUCCAGAGGCAGUUCUUUUAGGUAUAGUGGCAAAACUCAGAAGCAAAUAAUCGAAUUCGUACGGGAUAAUUAUGUGAAACGACAAACGUUUCAAAGGUCGCAAUCGUUUCGCCAUUCUAGCGCUCACUCUAGCGCUAGCAACAUGCAUUCGACAACUGUCGGGAACAGCAUUUCCGCUCAUCCUUUGUUACCUCUCGCUGACAGCAAUUUGAGCGUGGAAGUGUCCAAACUAUCGGCGUCUCUGGGUUCGAUGGGCCCGCGUACGGUUGGACGGGCGGCUUCUCCGACGACGAAGUCAGCCUCUCGCCGCCGCGGCACAGCUACGUCCUGGAGCUCGGCGCCCGACACCAGGCCCGCCGAUCGACCGGCGGCUGCGGCGCCCACUCGGACGACGAGCUCGCCGCCUACGCCGCCGCCGCCCUUCGCCCGGACGGCGUCCUCGCCGGAGGACUCUGCGACCACGAGCCCGCCCACGACGAGACGCGCCGCUGCCAGUUCGCCGGUGGCCGUCCGCGUAGCUGUCCACAGGGCCGACACAGAUAACAACAAACAACAACAACAGAACAACGUCGAAUACAGCAACAUCAGCGACAACAACAACUUCUACACUUCCACGCCCGUGAGAACCGCCAAUGGAAGCGUAUCCGACGUAUCCACCACCCCAUCCAAAGAAAACUAUUACAGCACCAUCAACAGCGAAGACAGCCCGUCGAAGGUCCUCGCCAAGGAGCAGCUGAUGAACAGCAUCAACGCCAACACCUUAGUCAACGGCAACACGACCACCAUCAUAGCCGAAAUCGAAGGCGAAAACGCCCGUAAGAGACCCAAGUACCUCGUCGACAAGACCUACUACAUAGCCAAGGAGAUACUCAUGACCGAGUUGACCUACAAGAAAGAUUUAGAUGUUAUAAACGUUUGGUUUCGAGAGGAAGUGGGUAAAGAAGAGCCGGAGGAAUGUCAAAUACUGCUGUCGUUGAUAGCGCCUUUAGCACAAGCCCACGGUUUGCUGGUGAAGGAUUUGGAACAACGGUUGCACGGUUGGGACACCAAAGGCGGUCCUAGAGCCACUACCGGUCGCAUCGCCGACGUUCUACUGGUGCAUCUACCGCCGCUUCUACCGAUCUACGAAGAGUAUCUGGACGGGCACGUGCUGGUGCUCGAGCGGCUCGACGCCGCCUUCAAGCACAACGGGCGCUUCGAGUCGCUCUACCGCGACUUCGAGGCGCGCAAGGCGUGCUACCUGCCGCUGACGGCGUUCGUCCUGAAGCCGCUGCAGCGGCUGUUGCAGUACCGCGCGCUGCUGCGCCGGCUGCUCGACCACUACGGGCCCGAUCAUCCGGACCGCGCCGAUUGCAUGACGGCCGGCGACGCGCUCAAGGAUCUGUCGGCGCCCGUCGUCGAGACGCUCGAGCAAUCGAUGAACCUGGUGGCGUUGUGCGAGCUGCAACGCGACCUGGUCGGGUUCGAGAAUCUGGUGCAGCCCGGCAGGCGGUUCGUCCGGCACGGGUGUUUGUUGAAGCAUUCGCGGAAGGGCUACCAACAGAGGAUGUUCUUUUUGUUUUCGGAUAUAUUGUUGUACGCGUCGCGAUCGCAGGCGACGUUGCAGUUCAAAGUGCACGGCCACAUGCCGUUGAGGGGCGUGCUGAUCGAGGAGCCCGAAGGCGACGUGUCGUUCAACGGAUUGAUCGUGUACGGGGGCAACAGGGCGCUGACGGUGGCGGCGAACAGCGCCGACGAGAAGGAGCGCUGGAAGAGCGAUUUGCUCGACGCCAUUCGAUUGGCGCGCGACAAAUCCGACACGAAAAUCACCUAUUUGAGUUUGAAAAGUUGCAGUUCCUCGGACGAACAACUCGAUCAGACCGGCAACAACGACGUUGGGACGCAGACCAAGCCGCAGGUGCAAAGGAGCAACACCACCGUGCACGUUUGCUGGCACAGAAGCACCAGCGUCAGCAUGAAAGACGAACUUCUGGCCGUCGAGAGUCAAUUGUCGGGUUAUCUGUUGAGGAAGUUCAAAAGCAGCAACGGUUGGCAGAAGCUUUGGGUGGUGUUCACGUCGUUUUGCUUGUUCUUCUACAAGGGAUGUUUGGACGAAUUUCCGUUGGCUUCGUUGCCGCUGUUGGGGUACUCGGUGGGGCCGCCGCAGCCCGAAGAUCGCAUCGGCAAGGAGUUCGUGUUCAAGUUGCAGUAUAAGAACCACGUGUAUUUCUUCAGGGCGGAAUCCGAUUAUACGUACAAUAGGUGGAUGGAAGUUAUUGGCGGCGCUACUCAAAGUAAGCCGAGAAAGAAGAUUACAUCGGAGAAUGAUAAUAAAAUAGAAACUUCGAUUGAAAAAUGAUGUUAAUUGAAUUGAAGUUUGUCUUCCAAUAUUAAUCAAGUAUUAUUUUUUUUGACUACAGGUGAUUUGUAUUGAGUAAAUUGUAACAAUCCUAAUAUUAUUGAGUACAUUCCGAGAAAAAGAUACGAAUUAAUUGAUGCCUUAAAAUUCCAAUUUAUGCAUUUAUUUAUCUAAUUUUUGAAAAGGUUUGUAAUUUUUACGGUAUUUAUUGACUAUUAUAUACAUUUGUUGAGACUGUAUUUUAUGAAGUAAGUCGGAUAUUAUAUUAAAAAUUAGUUUAAAAAGAUUUUACUGAGAAGUUACCAGUUUUCGGAGUUUUCGUGAUGGAUAUUAAGCAGCUAAAAAUGUUUUGUUUUUUUAAUUAAAUAUAUCUACUAUGUACAAUUAUACUUAUCAUUUAACGAAGAAUAUGGCAAUAGAUAUUAUUUUCUUUGGUUUUUUUAUAUGGGUUAUUUCUAAUUUUUUAUAAUUUCAAUAUUUGUAGUCUUAAGAAGUAGAUAACAAAAACACUUAAAAAAUGUUAUUUUUUAUGUAAAUGUAAUUUAUUUUAUUAACGAGCACUGUAUAUACUUUCAACUCACAUUUCAUAUAGUAUUUAAAAAAUCAUUCCUAUAAAAAUAUUACUUAAAAUUUAUCCUUCUUUUGAUUACUCUUAUAUUUGUAUAUAUUGUAUGUAGAUAUAUUUUAACGAAAAUUCUUCAUAGUAUUUUAUUCUGGUAUUUGUAACUUAAUCAGGCAGCUGAGAGUGAUUUAAAUAUAAUUUUGUAAUAACAUUAACUGAUAUUUUCUUGUAAACUUACAUUAUUAAAUCUUAAGGAACACAUGAAAAAAUAAAAC
Molecule: messenger RNA, 4372 nt
Organism: Phyllotreta striolata
Lineage: Eukaryota; Metazoa; Arthropoda; Insecta; Coleoptera; Chrysomelidae
Source: the annotation of a GenBank genome assembly